AUGGCUCGCAUCGUAGCCCUCCAUGAAGGCUCUGAUGGAAUGGUACGAGAGGCGACACUACGAACCGAAAGAAAUCAUCGGAUCAAACGACCAGUCAACCUACUCUAUCCACUUGAAAUUCCAGAAGACGAAAUGCCCGAUGAACUACGAACUCCCCACAAUCCUGCAGAAGAACUAGCCGAAGACAGUGACAAAGAAGAAAACGAACCAUACUCAUUACGCAAUCAACCGAAACGUUUCUAUGGCGACACCAGCUCUCUCGUUUACGUAAUGUGCCUACUUCUCCUCUGCAUACCUUCAGUAUCAGCUCACAUGACACUGCCCUCUAUAAGAUGCAGCCCAACAGGAGUCAUAACAGCAGGCGAUAACAUUACCGACCAACAACUCUGUUUAGCACACAACUGCGCCACACUCACAUCCACAGGCCAGAUACACCUGAACGCCGCGGACAUCAUAACUGAUUACGCCAUAACAUGGACAUUCCUCCUGGAAGGAAAAAUCCAUCGGCUACAGCAAUAUUGCCGCGCAGGCUCAUUCUGCAAAACAGUAACAUGCACUUUCUGCAUGGAAGCCAUGCUAAACCCAUCCUGCUGGCCUUGGACCUCGAUCAUCCUAAUCACACUCUUUGUCUAUGCAAUCACAGCCACGUGUUACGGGAUCCUAUACACUCCUUGGAUUAUAGGCAAACCUAUCAGAUUAUGGCUCAGCGCCAUCUUCUACACAGUACGCUUCUCUUGCACAAAGAUCGUCAAAUGGUCCAAACGUUCAAGCCAAAUCACAACCAAACGCCGUCCAAACACUAGUAUCAUACCACUCUUAACACUCUGUAUGAUCUCAUACAGUCAGUGUUGCCAAGAAAUCAAUUUCAUGCACUCAGAGUCAAGCAAAUGCUCUAAAGAACAGUGCCACAUAGAUACCAACAUCCAAACAGUCAUCAGCCCAUACACACAAGAAUCUUGCCUACAGCUCUCACACGACGCUAACAAGAUUGCUUUCUUACGUAUGCAAUGGCUCGAGACUCGCUACACCUGCAAAAUCAAAUCCCUAUACUGGACACGAAACACAUCUCCUCAUGUAUGGGAUAGCAAAAGAUGCCCUCACACGGGAUCCUGCACUAAAAACAAGUGUCUCGAUAUUCAACACAACUCGACAAUCCCCGAACUUCAACCAGCGAACACCUUCCCUGGAACAACUCAUUGUGUCGAAUCAUGCGGAGGACCUGGAUGUGGAUGCUUUUAUCCUUCUUCCGGUUGCUUAUACUACCGCACCUACUUGAAACCUAAUUCAGACACUCUUUAUGAAGUCGUAGAAUGCGACUCCUGGACUCCCUCCACUCGCAUUCAACUCACAGUAACUACUGGUUCAAACAUCACCAGUUACAACCUAACACUGCGAGACGAUACCAUAGUCACUCACGACAUUUUCUCUUUACAAAUAACUGGACUCACAACUCCAGUCAUCCCACUCAUGCAACAGCGCUUUAUUCGUUCUGCACCAUCUACAGCAAUCCUUCCGACACAUACCCAGUUACAGUGUCCUAACAUGACCGCAGCAGCAACACUUCAAAACUGUACAGCCACGCCCGAUUGCUCUUGCCUCCCUGCAGAAGAUGCCAUUAAGUGCGACUGUAGAGAUGAUAGUACCACAAACGUCUUCAGUGACAUACAUCGUACAUUACCUCUCAUAUCUCCCACUUAUUCUCUUCAAUCAUCUCAUAACGAUAUCAUCAUGAAAAUCAGACGGAACACUUUAGCUGAAAUCCUACUCACGAUCAAAGGAACUUUCAACACCAGUUCCACAUUCACAAACACCUCCUGCGAGAUACCUGACACUACCAUCACAGGUUGUUACAACUGUCAGCAAGGUGCUCAAACCAACAUCGUCUGUACCUCCUCACAGACCACAUUGGCUGCAACACAAUGCGGGGACACCGCCUUUAUGGUUCAUUGCGAUCCCACAGGCAUAUCCAAUUCCAUACGAUUAAGCGCUUCCACAGCCACACCUAACCUCAACUGCUCCUUCUCCUGCGGAAAGAGUACUAAAAAUUUCAACAUCACUGGAGUCUUGUACUAUGUCAACAACAUUUACACACUUCAACAACACUACACAGAAACCAAUCAUAGUAAUUUCCACGAAACAACGAUCGCCUUCCCCUGGCCCGACAUUACACACUUCCUGGAUAUAUACACUGAUUGGAUCAAGGAGAUAGCAGCAUGCGCAAUCAUAACAUUUGCCGGCGUUGUAGGCGUAUACUUUCUCAUAGCACGAUACAGCUUCACAACGAUCAUAGCUUUCUUAUACUUCUGCCGUUUCAUAAUUUGUUCACCUUUUCGUCUCAUUCGUUAUGUCGUACAUCUCACUUUCCACAACAAACGGAAAACACAUGUAUACAUCCUCACCAUUCUAGUCACACUUACCAUGAACUCCACCGUUCACGCUCUCCAAACAGCUAUCUCCAAUGCCGACUCCGAAGUCGCACGCAUUAAAAUAAUGCCCCGUAACGACCGGGCCGAAUAUGGCUCCGUAGCCAUCACCUCCACGCUGAAAGCCAUCAUGGCACUGGAGUCCGCCAAACGGUCAACAGAAAACCGUCGCGAAACAGUUGAGCUGGCAACAGUUCACCUCAUGCGAGAAUAUCUGAAGAUCCGGAUCUUCCUCAGAUCCGCCAGAUCUCCAACCGUCUUCCAAUCGGACCUUAAACUGUUCGACGUGUUUGGUUCUGCCAAAGAACUCCACUCUUUGGUAGAAGACGCCAAGAAGACGCACCUCCCACACCUCAAUGUCGCUAUCGCGUUCCACGACAUUACCGGUCCCAUUAGCCGGCGGGAGCUUCCUCCUAAAGAGGAAACCAAGAGCUCACAAGCAGCGUCUAACACAGACUCAGCUGCAAUGCUCAAAUCGCUCAAGAACAUCGAGCGUCUACUAACUAAGUUAGUACAAGGCCAGGAGCAAUUCAUCGCUCAACGGCGCGCAUGGGAGAAAUCUCGUUCUCCCCUAUCAUCCACCAGCCCGUCAUCCGGAGGAACCAGAUCCCCCUCACCUGACACCAAACGGCCAAGACUGGAACAAAGAAGUCCCCCACGCUCACCUUAA
Messenger RNA from Auanema sp. JU1783, 3093 nucleotides. The record is from the annotation of a GenBank genome assembly. NCBI's taxonomy places the organism in Eukaryota, Metazoa, Nematoda, Chromadorea, Rhabditida, Rhabditidae.